UAAAGACUGGAAAAAAGUCUCCCAAGGUCAUCUAAUUCCAUCUCCUUCUUAUGAAAUAGAAAGUAAUCAGUCCCAACUUAGCAAUAAUAGAACCGGGCAUAUUCUGGGUGAGAUGUCUGCAAAUUCUGAAUAUGGGAAUGAUUUUGAAAAUAAUGCUAAUCUUUCUGUGCACAAUGAAAUUCAGAAAGAUGAACGGUCAUGUUCUGAAAGAGAGAAAACUUUUAAUGUGCUAUCAAGUGUUGCUGAAAAUCAGACAAAUGACACGGGAGAGAAGCCAUAUUCAUGUUCAGAAUGUGGAAAAUGUUAUAGUCAUAAAUCAAGUCUUCUGAAACAUCAGAGAAUUCACACAGGAGAGAAGCCAUAUUCAUGUUCAGAAUGUGGGAAGUGUUUUCAUCUGAAAGCACAUCUUGUGAGACAUCAGAGAAUUCACACAGGGGAGAAGCUAUUUUUAUGUUUAGAAUGUGGAAAGUGUUUUUGUCAGAAAUCACAUUUUGUUGAACAUCAGAAAACUCACAUAGGAGAGAAGCCAUUUUCAUGUUCAGAAUGUGGGAAAUGUUAUAGUCAUAAAUCAAGUCUUCGGAAACAUCAGAGAAUUCACACAGGAGAGAAGCCAUAUUCAUGUUCAGAAUGUGGGAAGUGUUUUCAUCGGAAAGCACAUCUUGUGAGACAUCAGAGAAUUCACACAGGGGAGAAGCUAUUUUUAUGUUUAGAAUGUGCAAAAUGUUUUAGGAAAGAAGCCACAUCUUGUUAAACAUCAAAAAACUCACACAGGAGAGAAGCCAUUUUCAUGUUCGGAAUGUGGGAAAUGUUUUAGUAACAAAU
This is a messenger RNA of Bufo bufo (common toad), 822 nucleotides long. RefSeq names its product gastrula zinc finger protein XlCGF71.1-like. The transcript is spliced from 2 exons. NCBI's taxonomy places the organism in Eukaryota, Metazoa, Chordata, Amphibia, Anura, Bufonidae. The record is from RefSeq and is a predicted model, not a curated record. The coding region runs from base 113 to 751 and encodes 212 amino acids.